Drosophila busckii is the source of this 2930-nucleotide messenger RNA. RefSeq lists its product as uncharacterized. Gene Ontology annotation, biological process: DNA integration. The record is from RefSeq and is a predicted model, not a curated record. The transcript has 2 exons. The coding region runs from base 173 to 2584 and encodes 803 amino acids. NCBI's taxonomy places the organism in Eukaryota, Metazoa, Arthropoda, Insecta, Diptera, Drosophilidae. Gene Ontology annotation, molecular function: nucleic acid binding.
CAAUUCAGCCAAAAAUCUUCAACACGCUACUCAGAUUUCGAUUUUUCAAGGUUGCAUUGUGUGGGGCCACUUCCCCAUCCGAAAAUGGUGCUCAAAUGAGUCAGCGGCAUUAGAGGGAGAGUCAGAGGCUGAUCGCGAAAAAACGCUCUGCUUUCACGAUGGAACUGAUGUCAUGAAGACGCUAGGACUGUAUUGGGACACAAAAUCGGAUAACCUGCUAUUCAGCUUCGUGGAAAAUUCGCAUCAGGUUGCUGCCACAAAGAGGUCAAUUUUGUCAACUGUGGCCAAAUUCUAUGAUCCGCUCGGACUGAUAGCUCCUGUCAUAACUCGGCUGAAGAUCUUUCUCCAGAUCCUAUGGAAGGACAAGCUUGACUGGGAUGAAGCUCUACCGCAAUCAUUGCACACUCUUUGGUUGGACCAUGUUAGCCAAAUUUCGGCUGUCAGUCACCUCAAAUUUCCUCGUUUUGUGAUCCAGUCUAACGCAUUGCUCGAAAUCCAUGCAUUUUGUGAUGCAAGUCUCGCUGCAUAUGGAGCUUGUGUUUACGUGCGGUCAGAGUCGCAUGGCAUCGUUUCAACGCACUUGCUGUGCUCAAAGUCAAGAGUCUCGCCUUUAAAAACUCUUACGGUACCCAAAUUGGAGCUAUGCGCAGCACUUCUACUGUCAGAACUAGUCGGAAAUAUCGCACAAACCAUAUCAUCUCAUUGCUCUUAUCAUUGUUGGUCCGAUUCGACCAUUGUUUUAUCUUGGAUUCGUCAGCCUCCUUCAGAAUUCAACAUUUUCGUAUCCAACAGGAUUGCUCAAAUUCAGGAUCGCACCAAGGAUAUGAAAUGGCACCACGUACCAACCGAUGUCAAUCCGGCUGACAUAUUGUCAAGAGGAUGCACACCACUCGAGCUACUGGAAUCAAAAUUAUGGCGUGAAGGGCCGCCAUUCUUGAAAUUGGACCCCUUCUCCUGGCCUGCUCUUGUGCCUUCUUUGACAGACUUGCCUGAACGUCGCCGAAGCGUCUUCAUUCUGUCUGAGAAUCCAGACAUCUCCUACGCCUGUAAGUUCCAAAACUCAUUUGGCAGGCUGCAGAGAGUUUUUGGAUACAUACACCGCUUCUCACGCUUAAAAAGCCGCAACCAGGAACGUCGCAGAGGACCCCUCACGGUGGACGACAUCAAAGACGGCACGCAUCUGCUUCUCAAGUCGAUCCAGGAAACCUGGUUUUCGGACGAACUCCGGGCGCUGAGAGCGAAGAAGGAGGUCAAAUCUAAAAGCAAGCUGUUCUCACUGCACCCUAUCCUGGACGGUUCAGGCCUGAUUCGCGUUGGAGGUCGUCUUCAAAACUCGAUCCUGGACUACGACGCGAGACAUCCACUGCUGCUGCCAAAGGAUCAUCCAGUCACUCGCGCAAUCAUUGCGCAUUUUCACGCCAAGUUCCUGCACGCUGGACCUCAAAGCCUGUUAGCUGCCCUGCGACAAAGGUUUUGGCCAAUUGGAGGCCGAAAAACGGUUGCAGCCACAGUCAACAAAUGCAUUAGAUGUUUUCGCCUGAAGCCUACGAUUCUCGAGACCAUUAUGGCUCCGCUGCCAGCAAAUCGAGUGCAACCAUGUCGCCCUUUCAAAACGACUGGUAUCGACUUCUGCGGCCCAUUUUAUUCCAAAUCAGAAGUCAGGAAUCGUCCUCCAACGAAAUGCUACAUAGCAAUUUUCGUUUGCUUCGCCACGAAGGCCUCACAUUUGGAGUUGGUAGAGGACUUAUCUGCCAUGUCGUUCAUCGCAUCCUUGAGGCGCUUCAUCAGUACCAGAGGCAAGCCGCAUACAAUUUGGUCGGACAAUGCAACCAAUUUUGUCGGUGCGAAAAAUGAGCUGAAGGAGUUGGCGGAACUGUUUCUCUCCGACCCGCAAAAUUUCGCACUACGCGACUGCUUCGUCUCGCUUGGCAUAAACUGGCAAUUCAUACCUCCCCGUUCCCCGCACUUUGGUGGACUAUGGGAGGCCGCCGUUAAAUCUGCCAAAUUCCACUUCAUUCGUGUGGUUGGCAAAUCUCUGCUAACAUUUAACGAACUUCGAACUUUAGUUUGCGAAAUCUCGGCCAUGUUGAACUCACGUCCAAUUUGUCCUCUUUCAGAGAGCCCUGACGACUUGGAUAUCCUCACUCCUGGCCACUUCUUAAUUGGUGCCUCCUUUGCCGCUAUCGAGGAGCCAGACAUAACUCACCUCGACAUCAGCCGUCUGAGCCGAUGGCAACGAGUCUGUCAGAUGCAGCAGACAUUCUGGCGAAAAUGGAGCACUUCCUAUCUAUCGCUGCUUCAAGAACGUGGCAAGUGGCGAUCGUCUAAGCCGAGUCUUCUACCCAAUAGCAUCGUGGUGCUAAAAGACGAAAACCUUCCUCCUCUGCAAUGGCGCAUGGGCAGAGUCGAGAGCACCAUACCUGGAAAAGACGGCGUCUCUCGAGUGGCAGUAAUUCGUACGGCUACUGGUGUGACUAAGCGAGCUGUCAGCAAAUUGGCUGUUCUGCCCCUUGAGACCACAUCAUCUGUCAGCGUGCCUCUUUCAGCGGGGGGAGCAUGUCGGGAGCAGAGCCAGCAAUUAUAAUUACGCUUAAUCAUUUUUAGUUUCAAUAAUAUUAAAUUCAAGUUAAAUUCAUUUUUAGUUUAAGUAAAUUAUAUGCACAUUCAAAUUCAAACUUAACGUAAAUUCCACCCGCCAAAUUAUUGAUCAUUCCCUUUGUUCUUCUUGCUUUGCUUAUCUUUGUCUUAUUCUUCUUCUUACUCGCUAAGCACACAGGUGCACGCACUUGUUCUUAUCUUAGUCAUUCGCACUUUUCGUUAUCUCGCUUUCGGUCCGCAAAUUUGUCGUCGCUUGUGCAUUACAAAAAACAUUGUUAAAAUCAUAUGUUAAACAAUUAACAAAUACAUAAUUAAAAACUAAACAAUUGUGC